GACAUCAGGAAAUGUUUAGAGUACAACAACAGAUUAAAAACAUCUACACUCUCCGCGCUACUACAACUGCAGAGAUGGGCGUGGUAAACUUUUCUUUUUCUGCUCGACGUGCAAUUGGAUAUCGUGUUGCGGUGCCUGUAACCAUAGUAACGGUUUCCAAGGCGCCUCGUAACGCUUCCCAGUUCGCUGAAUGUUGCGAGUCGCCUGGUUGCUCCCUCGUUAUGGCGUCAUACUCGGAGGUCCCGCGUAGGACCGGGCUGCCCCGUGAAGUACUGAAAUGGCUGCAGAGCUUGGACCUAAGUGUAUCCCCUAAGAACUUCCGCAGAGAUUUCUCAAAUGGAUACCUUAUAGCUGAGAUAUUCUACUGGUACUUUCCAGAAGACAUCCAACUGCAUUCCUACGAGAAUGGGACGUCCCUAGCUAAUAGAUUGAGCAACUGGUCACAACUGGAGAAGUUCUUCAUGAAAAGGAAUCUGAAGGUUACCAAAGCAUUAAUGGACGGCACCAUUCACUGCAAACCAGAAGCUGCAGAAUUAUUCAUCCAGGAAAUGUACGUCAUGCUGACAAACAGACGGAUAAAAACCAUUCAGGAUAAUGAAGUUGAUUUUACUGACUGUCAUUAUCAAAAGAAGCUGCCUAUGGUUGCUAGAUCUACAGCAACAAAGACUGUGAAAAGCAAUGUUACCCUGACUGAAAUCCUGGCGGAGCCUGAUAUCCUAGUAAAUAAGCAGAAGGUUCAGGCUCUGAUGGGCUUACAUUUGCAACAGAGACAGCAGGAGAGAAUUGAAGAUCCAAAACGAUUUAAUGUGAAACCGUCACUGGGUGAGCUUGCUAUACGUGUUCCACCAGCAGGAAAUAAAAGUGAUAGUUAUGACAACCUCUCAAACAGAUCACAGUCCUCCUCUGCUUCCAGUGGGACUGACAUUAGGAGCAAAGCUAACGUUCAGUUUAAAGAAAUCACCGUUAAGCAAGGAAACAGAAGCUACGUGUCAUCAAGUGUCAGUUCCAAUUCAUCGUCAGCCAUGUUAAGCACACUGUUGCAAGAUGCUGGAGAAAAAUGGGCUGCUGCAUUUUAAUUGUAUUGAAAUGAAUACUAAUUUUGUAUAAAUUGUUCCAAGUCAAAUAAAUGGCACAUAAAUGAA
This is a messenger RNA of Xenopus laevis (African clawed frog), 1142 nucleotides long. RefSeq names its product spermatogenesis associated 4 L homeolog (gene spata4.L). The record is from RefSeq and is a predicted model, not a curated record. NCBI's taxonomy places the organism in Eukaryota, Metazoa, Chordata, Amphibia, Anura, Pipidae.